Molecule: messenger RNA, 1131 nt
Organism: Hemiscyllium ocellatum (epaulette shark)
Lineage: Eukaryota; Metazoa; Chordata; Chondrichthyes; Orectolobiformes; Hemiscylliidae
Product: calcium and integrin-binding protein 1-like
Exons: 8
Coding region: 122-856 (244 amino acids)
Molecular function (GO): calcium ion binding
Source: RefSeq, a predicted model, not a curated record
ACAGCAGAGGGGAAGCUGGUUGGAAGUGACUCACUGUCGCUGCGCUUUCUGUUCGAUUACAAACCACGUCUAUCUUUUGAGAGAAUGUUUCCCGUACGGAUAUUUGCAAACCAAUAUUAGUAUGAUUCGGUUAACUUUAAUGUUUGGGAUAGUUAAGGUCCUGUUCAGCCCUCGGCUGAAUUUAGUUCCUCCAGUUCUAACUUACGAUCCUUUCGCUUGUCACCCUGUGCCAGCAUCUCUCUCUCCAGGAUCCAGAAAUCAAAGUCAGCCAGGUCACAUUUGGAACAUGGGGGGGUCCGCCAGUCACCUCUCAAAAGAGCAACUUUCUGAAUAUCAGGAACUGACUUUUUUAACAAAGCAAGACAUUCUGCAUGCUUAUCGAAUAUUUGCGGAGCUGCUUUCAAAAGAUCUGGUUGACUUCCAAAACACACGAGUUUCAAAGGACAGAAUCUGUGAGAUGCCAGAACUGAAGGCUAACCCCUUCAGAGAGAGAAUCUGUAUGGUGUUCUCAACUGCAAUUGAAAAGGACGGGAGUAUGUCUUUUGAGGAUUUCUUAGACAUGCUGAGUGCUUUUAGUGAUUCAGCAACUCCUGAGAUCAAGUCACACUAUGCUUUCAGAAUUUUUGAUUUUGAUGAUGAUGGCACCUUAGAUAAGGGGGAUUUGAAGAAAUUGGUGAAUUGUCUAACAGGAGGUACACCUGAUACACAACUGACGGAGGCAGAAAUGAACCAGCUGAUUCAAAAUAUUUUGGAAGAAUCCGAUAUUGAUAAAGAUGGAACCGUGAACCUCUCAGAAUUUCAGCAUGUCAUCUCCAGGUCGCCUGAUUUUGUGAGCUCCUUCAAGAUUGUACUUUAAAAUAAUCGUGGAUCAACAUUCUCCUGAUUCCAGCAACUGACGGCCUUCAAUGCUUUUUCACCCCAAGAUGGGGUACAGAAUUAGAGAGAGAAAGUAGAUCUUUGACAAAUAAUUUAUCUAUCACAGCAUCACUUUCUACAGCUGCAGUUACAGUAUUCAAAGUAAUCAUGUUUCAAAAUGGUUUACACCAGAAAAUGUUUUAUAUUUUGUGACAAUUGUUUCCAAUGACAAACUCAAUAUUUUUAAUGUGCAAUAAAAGUAUUUCUCCAUCCCAA